Molecule: messenger RNA, 2501 nt
Organism: Pararge aegeria (speckled wood butterfly)
Lineage: Eukaryota; Metazoa; Arthropoda; Insecta; Lepidoptera; Nymphalidae
Product: zinc finger and SCAN domain-containing protein 31-like
Exons: 6
Coding region: 220-1416 (398 amino acids)
Biological process (GO): regulation of transcription by RNA polymerase II
Cellular component (GO): nucleus
Molecular function (GO): DNA-binding transcription factor activity, RNA polymerase II-specific; zinc ion binding; RNA polymerase II cis-regulatory region sequence-specific DNA binding
Source: RefSeq, a predicted model, not a curated record
UAUAAUCCAUCAUACUGAUCUGUCUAAAGUUUAAUACCUACAACUAUUGUCUUUGACGUCUAUGGAGAUUUUAUUAUUCUAAUGGAUGAUAAAAAAAAAUGCCCCGCUACCAAAAACAAUAUGGCUGAUGCACGCUAUUGUAAAAAUAACGCGAAAGUUUUAAUUUUUGUUAGAAAUAAGUGAUUACUUUAUUGUUUUUAAGUUAUAUUUAGUGUUACAAUGGCGACAAAAACUUGGAAAAUAGAAAAGGACCUUUGUCGGUGCUGUCACGCCGAAGGCACUUUCGACAACUUGGCCGAACCGCGUACGUUUUUGGAAAAAGAAGAAGUUUAUUCAGAUAUGCUUAGAGAAUGCCUCGAUCUUGACAUACCCCCAGUCCCUGGCGAGCUAUGCGCAAUAACAUACUCAAUAUGCAAUGCGUGCAUAACACGGCUGAGGGAUGCGUGCAACUUCAAGAAGCAAGUACAAGACUGUGAGCAGAGGUUUAUGACGCUAUACUACAAGAACGCUAUACAAGGUCUCAACACAGAAACUGUUGUGAAAGAAGAACUUGAAGUGUCCAUAGAUGACAACCAUUCGGAUGAUGAUAUAGAAACCAUAGUUUUAAAGAAGGAGGAAGACGACGACGACGACAGCUUUAUGGACAGAGACGAUGACGACGAUGACAUGAGUGAAGACUUCGCAAUUACAAAAAAACCGACGACAAGCAUGAAGACACGGUCGAAACCCAAAGCGAAACCGAAAGCGCCGCCUGUGAAGAAAGAAAAACCCCAGCCACAGCCAAAAAAGAAAGCGGAACCGAAACCGGUGAAGGAGAAAAAAGGCGGCAAACCGGCGGCCAAACGGCAAAUCGUAUUCAGCCUCAAGCCCGAUGAUUACAGGACGAAAGACACGAAAAUCAUCUGCAGUCACUGCGAGAGGCCAUACGAUAAAAUGGAGUCCCUAAGGUUCCACGUGAAAUGCAAACACUACCGGAUACCAAAACACGUGUGCAAGAUAUGCGGAAAGCACUUCAUGACAAGCGCCCCCUUCACCAUUCACAAGCUCGAAGAGCACAAUCAGGACGACAGGAUCCACUGUAACGCCUGCAAGAAGAUCUUCAACACUAAAGUCCAGUUGAAAAAACAUAUCAACAAUUUUCACAUGCUAGGAGAGAAGUUUAAGUGUCAGAUGUGCGACUACGAGUCCUUUAGCUUCGAAGGCUUGUACAAGCAUCGCUACGUGCAUAAGACGGAGAAGGAUUACAAAUGCAAGUUCUGCAGGAAGGCUUUCGUUAGGAAGACCACUUUGGAUCUGCACGAGAGAAUACACACGGGCGAUCGGCGGAAGGUGUGCAAAGUGUGUAACCAAGCGUUCGUACAGAAGGCCAGUCUGAAUUAUCACAUGAACAAGUACCAUCCAGAAGUUAAAUACUAGCGUUAAACAAAUAAAUACAUCCACUCACAAUUCACAGCUUUUACGCAAAGAACCGCCGCUCUCGUAGGAGAAAGAGAAAUAGACUACAAGACAUAUAUAAGACAAGCUAACUAUUAAAUAUCAUAUGCAUUAUCAUAUCAGGGUCACUUAUGUCAGCACGGCUAGCAUAGGAAGGAGAAAAUUAUAUCCCUUGGCAAGGGAUAAAAUUAACGUGUCCACUCCUUCUCCUAUUUAGAGAAACAGGGAAUAGGAGAAAUUUACGGCCCUUUAUUAAGGUAUAUUUAGGUAUAUUAUUUCCACUUGCACGCCAAAACUCGGAGAGUUGAUAAAGCUGCGGGAGAAGAUACAAUUGUAGUGUGUCUUUCACCGCCAGAAAAAAUGGUCUUCUACACAUGCUAGACGUGCAUGGAAAGAGCAAAUAAACAAUCGUUAGUCCAUUAUUUAUUCCAUUGCCUUUGUAUUUAAAGAACUAAAUUGUGAUAGCGGAUUCAUUCUUCUUAAUUUUAGGUUUAUAUUCAGGAACUGUAUCAGGUCCGAUUAGUGAGUUCCUUGUGUGAGCUUUGACUGGGGUGAUUGACUGCUCUGUUGUCGCAACUAGGUCUGAACCAUUGAGAUAAAUUGCUCGAACUUACAGCAUAUUAGCUCCUGUCAAUGCUUGUUGUGCGGGUAAGAGAAAGUUAAUAAUCGUAUAUCUAAUAAGUAAAUUGUGAUAGCGGAUUAUUUUUUCUAAAAGUUAGGUUAAUAUUGGGGAUCUGUAUUAGGUUUAGUUAGUGAGUUUUUGACUCUGUCGAUUGACCGCUCUAUUGUGACCGCAACUAGGUCUCACAACAGAACUAGUUUCAGUGAGAAAAAUUGCUUUAAGAGUAAAUUGACUUAUUGUGUUACUCUUAUACCCAUGUUCACGCUAUGGCUGGCAAACGGAAGUACAUCAUUACUGGUAGUGCUAGGUGAUUUUUGAUGACGUUAGUGAGUUUUUUGCGUGAGCGUUGACUGGGUUGACUGAUCGCUCUGUUGUGACCGCAACUAGGUCUCACAACCAGUGGCGUGCACUUCAUACAUGCACAAAAGCUCUGCAUACCCUAAAA